Messenger RNA from Lactuca saligna, 2208 nucleotides. Lineage: Eukaryota; Viridiplantae; Streptophyta; Magnoliopsida; Asterales; Asteraceae. The record is from the annotation of a GenBank genome assembly.
CUUCAAAGCCCAAACCCUCGCUCUCUGUGGCCGCCGAAACUCCUUUCACUCCCUCUUCCUAGGGUUUCUCUCUAUCCCCUUCAAAACCCCAAACUAUUUCUGGGUUUUAUACCCUGUUUUUGAAGAUCUAUCAAUCUAUCAUCUCCAACCAUGGCAGCCGUUGCUCCUCCCGCAGAUCAAGCUGCUGAUUUGUUGAAGAAUAUGUCAUUAGACUCUCAAUCCAAGACCUUGGAGACUUCAGAGUCUGCUAAGAAGCCUUCUGUUGAAACCGGAAACAAUGGCAUCAUUCAAAGCCAACCUUUCGAAAGGUCUCUUACACCAUUGAUUCCAGAUUUCAUGGAUCCAACAGUGGCUUACUUUCCCAAUGGCUACCCUUCUCCUGCUUAUUACUAUGGAGGUUAUGAUGGCGCCACCAAUGAAUGGGAUGACUAUUCAAGAUACGUAAACCCUGAAGGAGUCGACAUGUCACAUGGUGCUUAUGGAGAUAAUGGCUCACUCAUGUAUCCUGGUUAUGGCUACACACCUUAUGGUCCAUAUUCACCAGCUGGUUCACCAGUUCCAACCACCACCCAUGAUGGUCAAAUCUAUGGAGCUCAACAUUACCAAUACCCUACUCCAUACUUCCAACCCAUGGCUAACACCCCUUCCGUCCCUCUGAAAGUGGAGAAUUCCAGAUCUACCCCUGUGGACACCACCACCGGAAAUCCCAAUUCCAUCACAAAGGGAAACACGAAUUCCGCCCCUGUGAGACCACCAGUGUAUCAGAAUUCAGGUUUUAACCGCGGUGCUCAUAACUCGUUUCAAGAUCCAAGAUACGGGUUUGAUGGGGUCCACUCUCCAAUACCAUGGUUAGACACCCCAUUAAGAAACAAUAACAUCACUCCUCCUUUAUUAAACACAAAUGGGUUUUCUUCAAAGAAUCAGAAUGUUCGUCCUCAUUCUCAUCUCAUGAGUCCCAGACCAAUGUCUGGCAUAAAUGCAGCAAAUGCAUACAUGAAUAGAAUGUAUCCAAACAAGUUAUAUAGCCAAUAUGGAAGCAACUAUAGUUCUUAUGGGAAUGGCUGGAUGACUGUUGAUAACAAAUACAAGCCUAGAGGAAGAGGAGGAAACGGUUUCUUUGGUUACACCAAUGAGAACAUAGAUGGUCUUAAUGAGCUAAACAGGGGACCUAGAGCUAGGAUAACAAGACCCCGAAUCACCAUAUCUGUUAAAGGACAGAAUGGUAAUUUGACAAACAUUGUUGGUAUCGAUAAGGUGUGUGCAGCUCCAGAUAAAGACCAAUACAACCACGCUGAUUUCCCUGAAACUUAUGAAGAUGCCAAGUUCUUUAUUAUUAAAUCUUAUAGUGAAGAUGAUGUUCAUAAGAGCAUCAAGUAUAACGUGUGGUCAAGUACACAAAAUGGAAACAAGAAACUUGAAGCUGCAUAUCAGGAGGCUCAACAGAAGCCUGGAAGAUGCCCUGUUUUUCUUUUCUUCUCGGUGAAUACAAGUGGACAAUUUGUGGGUGUUGCGGAAAUGGUGGGGCCCGUUGAUUUUAACAAAAGCUUGGAGUAUUGGCAACAAGACAAGUGGAUUGGUUGUUUUCCUGUAAAGUGGCAUAUUGUUAAAGAUGUGCCUAAUACUUUAUUGAAGCAUAUUAUUCUUGAAAACAAUGAGAAUAAACCUGUUACAAAUAGCAGAGACACCCAAGAGGUGAAAUUGGAUCAGGGGUUACAAAUGAUUAAGAUAUUUAAGGAGCAUUCAAGUAAGCAAUGUAUAUUGGAUGAUUUUGAGUUUUAUGAAGAUAGACAGAAGAGGAUUCAAGAAAAGAAAGCAAAACAACAGCAGUUUCAGAAACAGACAUGGGAAGAAAAACUCACCACUGUUGAGAACAACAAGAAAGAUGAAGUGGAAAACAAUGUUGAGGCUAAAACGACAGUGAAUGGUGUCGUUGCAAAUGGUUGCUAGAUGAUAUGUUUUUAAGGAUAAAUGUAUACAAAAACGAGGUUUGAGGUUUGAGGGGGAAGGAAGACAUGUAAUAUAGGAAGGUUUUAGGUUUCUAACAGGUUUUCCAUGUCUUUUUUUUAAUAUGCUCUUUUUUUUGGUGUUAUAUUUUUAUGCUUUUGUGUUUAUUUGUUUGAUUAAUGCGUAGUAGUUUUUCAUAAUGGCAUAAUCCUCCUCCCUUGUAAAAUCAAGUCCAUGAAUACAUUUGUGUCUCAUCUUUCUUUA